Acytostelium subglobosum LB1 is the source of this 720-nucleotide messenger RNA. RefSeq lists its product as hypothetical. Bases 1 to 720 code for a protein of 239 amino acids. The record is from RefSeq and is a predicted model, not a curated record. Lineage: Eukaryota; Evosea; Eumycetozoa; Acytosteliales; Acytosteliaceae. The transcript has 2 exons.
AUGUCUUCAGAUAAUCACAAUGAUGAUCAUUGUCAUCAACAACAUCACAACAACAACAACAACAAUAACAACAACACUGAAACAAAUAUAGAUAAAGACAGUGGAGUUGUAAACAUAGAUAUAGAGAAUGAAUCAUUCUUGAAAAGGAGGAUAAGGAAGUACUUGGAGGAGAAUCCUCAGCCAAAGUAUGUGAAUGUACCGUUGUUUGUACAUAAUGAUAUACCUUUGUCAACAUUCUUCAUGACGGCCGGUGCUCUCACCUCUGUCGGUUUCUUCAUUGGUGUACUGCUAGGUGCCAGAAAGAAUGGAGGCAUUCGCAACACAAUGCGUAGCGCACCUCCAGGUGUAAUUGCACUCUCACUCAAAGCACUUGCCGCUGGCAGUGCACUGAGCAUAGGUUCAACAGCAUUUCUAGUAUACGGUUUGAAGACAUAUUAUAAUGUUAAUACUGUCAAUGAGUUUGGCGAUCUGAUGUCCUCCAAAGUGUUGGGAAUGGGACUUAGUAAGAAGAUUGAAUGGGAGCAGCUGCCAGAGAGUCCACUGGCGCCUGGACAACUUCAAAAGGAUAACAAUAUAGAUGAUGAGGAUAUAAAGGAUGCGAUACAGGCAAUCUGGAAACCAGAGAACGACAUGUCUGCAAAGCGAACAAAGAACAUCAACAACAACAGCAACAACAACAGUACACAAAGUAAAGACAAUAACCAGGAUCAAGUGGAUUGA